AUGGAGUGCCCUGUGUGCCAGAAGAUGCAGAACAAGGCUCAGUGGCAGCCGGCUCAGUGGAAAGCCCGAGCAGCAUGCUUGCCGGAUGGGCGCAAUUGUUGCAAGCAAUGUGACCAGGAUGGGGCCUGCAUCACCCGCCAAAUGCAGCAGCAAGUCAGGGCACUUUUGCAGUCCGUGUGCGAGCUCCGGAUUCGGAUGGAUGAUUUGGUGGCCGACCUCUCCGAGAUUCUGAUCCGGUUGCAUGGGCAAGGCACUGCUGUUUUGGACCAACAGCAUGACAAAUUCCAUAAAAAAAGGGCGAGGCAAAACAUCCGGGCGGUUGGCAACGACGUGCUCAAGUAUGGGAUGAUGCUGUUGGCGCCAAGGGCUGUGGAAGAAACUGGCGUCACACAAAAGUUGUCGGCAGGACGGUUAAUGGAAGCUGCAUUGUACCAGUUUCUUAUUGUCAAGAACUCCCGGCCGGAGUUCCAGCUUAUGAGGCUCGUGCAGUAUUUCCUGGAAGACCUGCACGACUUGUGUGCGCUGGCAAAAAUCGUGACGUUCCUGUCCUGGGAAGACUUGUCGGAGAGCUUGCAGGCGAUCCUCACUGCGGAACCCCGGGACCCCGGCCCCGGCUCGGCCUUGUGUGAUGCUGCAGCAUCCGACAGCGACGAUUGA
Messenger RNA from Symbiodinium sp. CCMP2592, 657 nucleotides. The record is from the annotation of a GenBank genome assembly. NCBI's taxonomy places the organism in Eukaryota, Dinophyceae, Suessiales, Symbiodiniaceae.